Labeo rohita (rohu) is the source of this 1479-nucleotide messenger RNA. RefSeq lists its product as uncharacterized. The record is from RefSeq and is a predicted model, not a curated record. NCBI's taxonomy places the organism in Eukaryota, Metazoa, Chordata, Actinopteri, Cypriniformes, Cyprinidae. Gene Ontology annotation, biological process: regulation of apoptotic process. Bases 178 to 846 code for a protein of 222 amino acids. The transcript is spliced from 6 exons.
CAAACGUGCAAAAGUGGCUUUAGGGUUGUUCAUGUAUUGUUGAUUUAGAGGCUCGGCUAUAUUGACAAUAAAAUAGAUUAUGUACUCUUCUUUCUGUGCAUAUGAUUAAUAAAGACAUACAUAUGCCAACAGAGCCAUUUUAACGUGUGGUGUUAAUGGUACUGUGAUUACUAAUAGAUGGACAGCACGGUUGUUAGAUCCUCUGAUAAGCAAUUACAGCGCUGUUUUGGCUUACUAAGUAAGCGUAUGACUGGGUUUUUGGUUCAGAGGAUGUCCAACUGUUUGUACCGGUCCCGCACAAUCACGGCAUAUGAAGCACAGGUUGUCACAUCCCAGCCAACCGACAUGCAGAAAGCUUCCAGGCUGAUACAGAUUGUCAUUAAAAAAGGCCAAAGCGCAUGCAGUUCGUUCCUCACAUGCCUUGGAAUUUGUGACCCAGUGUUGUAUGAGAACGUUACAGGAUUUCAAGCACAAUUUAGUCAAGAGGACCGUCAACAUGUAGAGCAAAUUCCUCUCUCAGAAAAAUUGCAAUUUACACCGUAUAUUAUAACCAUACAAAACUCUUCCCUGACCAACUGUAUUAUUGGGAACAACAAUAGCCAAUGCAUUACCUGUGACCAGCAUUCUUUGCUUGCUCAGAAUGAUGCAAUCAGUGUGAAUGAAAUGCCGGACAGUCAGAGCCAUGACCAGCUGAUCCCAGAGGGGGAUGCAAUAAGUAGCAACAGCGUUCACAUGGAGAGAUCCAACAUAGAAUAUGUUAUUAUAGGCGACGGCAAUAAUAUGACGGUCACUGAGAGUUCGGAGGUUGAGGAGGAUACAGAAAUUGACCCUGAGGUGAUUGGUUAAAAGCUGUGAAAUAUUGAGCAGGAGGGCAGACCCACAGUUUUGGAGAGUUGCAGGUUGUUAACUCGCCUUUCCGGGCCUGACCUAUGAUUGUGCGCUGGAAGCAUAAUAUAUAUUCAGGUCCUCAGCAGAUGCUGUCAAACGCACUGAAAACUUGUGGAUUUUUCUAAACCUGUGUGCCUUGAGGUGGCGAUGAUAUUUGGUAUUGCCUUAAUUGCUACUGAACAUGACUGCUACUGACUGUUUCUCAUGUUUUAAUGGGUACACCAAUAUUUAUUUGUUCAGCAGAAAUGUAUGAAAGUUAAUAUGUUGACUGACAUUUCAAUCAUUGUUAUUCAGUCUUUUAUAAGCUUUCUGUAAUUAUACCUAAGCAAUGUUUACAGUCGUGUGUCUUUCAGUAAUAUUUGUAUAUAUAACUUAACUUAAAAUAUCUACUGACAUUUUGAUGGAGAUACUCCUGAUGUUUCAGCAGAUAUUCCGUAGUAACAUCUCUGUAUUCUUUAUUUUUUUUUAUUUCUAUUUUUUUUAUAUUACUAGGUGAUCCAACCCGUAAGGUACUGUACAGUCAUUUUAUGUACUAGAGGAAGGCAUGUAGCUGACACAUUUGUGUUUUUGAAAUAAAUGUGAAUUAAAGCA